AUGACUGAGAAGCUGACUUGGCAUGUCUACAUCCACGGAUUCAGUGUAUUUCAACGCCCUCCCUCUUCCCCAAUUCUCACUUCUAAAUUCAGGAGAAAUAAAUCAAUAAUGGCUUCUCUUGGUGUUUCUGAAAUGCUGGGUAACCCCCUUAACUUCAGUGUGGCAUCCAGGUCUGCUCCUACACCAUCCAACCGCCCGGCCACCACUUUCAAAACAUUAGCCCUUUUCUCCAAGAAGCCUGCACCAUCUCCAAAGGCUAAGUCUGCUGCUGUGUCCCCUGUCGAUGAUGAACUCGCCAAGUGGUAUGGACCUGACAGAAGAAUUUUCUUGCCUGAGGGCCUUUUGGAUAGAUCAGAAAUCCCCGAAUACCUCACUGGAGAAGUUCCCGGAGACUAUGGCUAUGAUCCCUUUGGCCUCAGCAAAAAACCUGAAGACUUCGCAAAGUAUCAAGCAUAUGAGCUGAUUCAUGCUAGAUGGGCUAUGCUUGGUGCUGCUGGAUUUAUCAUCCCAGAAGCAUUCAACAAAUUUGGAGCUAACUGUGGCCCUGAAGCUGUUUGGUUCAAGACUGGAGCCCUACUUCUUGAUGGAAAUACGUUGAAUUACUUCGGAAAGAACAUUCCCAUAAACCUCAUUGUUGCUGUGGUUGCUGAGGUUGUACUCGUUGGAGGUGCAGAGUAUUACAGAAUUAUUAAUGGCUUGGAUCUGGAGGACAAACUUCACCCAGGUGGUCCAUUUGACCCACUGGGUCUUGCCAAGGAUCCAGACCAGGCUGCAUUAUUGAAGGUGAAGGAGAUCAAGAAUGGUCGACUAGCCAUGUUCUCUAUGCUCGGUUUCUUUAUCCAGGCAUACGUGACUGGACAGGGUCCUGUAGAAAACCUUGCAGCACACUUGAGCGAUCCUUUCGGCAACAACUUGCUCACUGUUAUUGCCGGAACUGCUGAAAGAGCUCCUACCCUGUAA
Messenger RNA from Fraxinus pennsylvanica, 960 nucleotides. Lineage: Eukaryota; Viridiplantae; Streptophyta; Magnoliopsida; Lamiales; Oleaceae. The record is from the annotation of a GenBank genome assembly.